Messenger RNA from Suillus subalutaceus, 890 nucleotides. RefSeq lists its product as uncharacterized. Gene Ontology annotation, cellular component: membrane. Gene Ontology annotation, biological process: mitochondrial respiratory chain complex I assembly. The coding region runs from base 44 to 571 and encodes 175 amino acids. The transcript is spliced from 8 exons. Lineage: Eukaryota; Fungi; Basidiomycota; Agaricomycetes; Boletales; Suillaceae. The record is from RefSeq and is a predicted model, not a curated record.
UUGUUCCGUUUGGCGAACUCGGACUAGUCGUAACCGUGGUGCCAUGUCAAUUGUGAGGCGUGUAUGGCAGCGAAUAUUCAAGCCAGCAUAUUUCGUUGGAAAAGACAUGGAAGGGAACAAAUACUUUGAGCAUCCAAACGCGAACAAUGGACGUUCCAAACGAACAGUGAAGUACAGGGAAAAUGAAGACAUGUGGGCGUACAUUGCUAGCGACAAGCGCCUCCCAGUGCAAUGGUCAGCAUGGCUGACGCAUACUAGGCCGGAUCCGCCGAGCAUUGAGGAAUUACAAGCGGAUCUAGCACGUCAACAACGGGUUAAGUUGAAUGCAGCUAUUCUAGAAGCGAAGGACGAAGCGGAAAGAGUUAAUAGGGAGCAACUAGAUACACCCAGCCACCACCCUGAAAUUGAGACACGGUCUCCGUCGGUCUUGCGGAACGUGCCUAGGGAUCAAAGACUGGAACCUCCAGAAUCCGAUCAACGACCAAAAGCGCAAACACGGGAUCCUUGGGCAGAGGCAUUGAAAGGCUCCGAUGAACCUCGAUCAUGGACGCCUAUGGCUCGGAAAAGAUAACACGCUUGUUUUUGGUAUAUGAUAUUAAUUUCAACCGAACCAGAUUCACGUUGCCUGCUCUGCCUCGUUCUUGUUUUAUUUUCUAGCGGUCGAACCAGGACUUUUUAUAUCACGCGUUCCUCAGAGCCUGUUGUACGCAAAGUUCAAGUAUGUCAUAUCACAGGGAGAAGCAUGCUCCUGCUGUGAAGUUCACCUGGACCUUUCUAUCUACAUGCAUGAUUCUAUCAUCAAAAGCACAACGCAAGUUCAGAGCUGAAAAAUCCGCCUGUUGUCCUGUCUUUUAGGCGGAGGAAAUCCACAUUUUGGUGUGUGCGCUUUC